Molecule: messenger RNA, 2836 nt
Organism: Xyrauchen texanus (razorback sucker)
Lineage: Eukaryota; Metazoa; Chordata; Actinopteri; Cypriniformes; Catostomidae
Product: inactive dipeptidyl peptidase 10-like
Exons: 26
Coding region: 60-2438 (792 amino acids)
Biological process (GO): proteolysis
Molecular function (GO): dipeptidyl-peptidase activity; serine-type peptidase activity
Source: RefSeq, a predicted model, not a curated record
CACACUCAGAGCAUCAGCACUCAGCUCAUGGUGAUUAACUGCUGGAAAAAGAAAAAGACAUGAAUCAAACCGCUGGAGUGUCAAACCAAUGUCACAGACGCUCAUCCAUCGAUGUGAAGGAUGUGGGGGUCAUUUCUGCUGAGAUGAACUGGAAGGGUGUUGGAAUCUCUCUACUGGUCAUUGUGUUUGUGCUGUCAUUGAUUGGUCUGUCCAUCUUCAUGCUGUCUUCAGGUGGCACCCCUCACACUCUGGGAUCCUGUCUGACCCUGGAUGACAUUUUCUUCAGUGAGCGUCAGGUUCACAACCCCGAAGCUCAGUGGAUUAAUGAUUAUCAGCUCAUCUAUAGGGGCAGAGAUGGAGAUCUAAAGAUGCUAAAUAUGGAGACAAAUCAGACAGAGGUUUUAAUGAAAAACACCACAUUUGCAAUGUUCAAGGCCUCCAAGUUUGCUGUGUCACCAGACCUCAACUACAUUUUACUGGCAUAUGAUAUAAGAAAGUUGUACCAACAAUCCUUCCUGGCAUCUUACCUGAUAUACAACUUACACACACGGGAGGUGCAAGAAUUAAAUCCUCCUGAGGUGUUUGAUUCUGUCCUGCAGUUUGCAUCAUGGGGAGUUCACGGCCAACAGCUAGUGUACAUAUUUAAGAAUAAUAUUUACUAUCAGCCAGAAGUGAAGAGCAGCUCUCUCAGACUGACAUCAUCAGGGCAAGAGGGCCUCAUAUUUAAUGGAGUAACUGACUGGCUUUAUGAGGAGGAGGUCUUGCGUUCUGCAGUUGCUCUCUGGUGGUCUCCAUCAGGCUCCAGUCUGGCAUAUCUUACCAUCAAUGACACACUCGUCCCCAACAUGCACCUACCCCGUUUCACAGGAACACAGUACCCGUGUGGACAGCAGUACCCCUACCCGAAGGCUGGACAGAAGAAUCCUGAAGUGAUCUUGUACGUGGUCAGUGUGAAUGGAUCUACACAAACUACACAAAUCCUGCCUCCUAACAGUUUAGAAAGAAGUGAUCUUUACAUCACUAUGGUGCAGUGGGUAACAGAUGAGUGUUUGGCUGUACGCUGGUUAAACCGUCCUCAGAACACUUCUAUCCUAACACUCUGCUACACACAUACUGGGAAAUGUGCGGUGAAACACAUCAUGACAUCAGACAGGUGGAUCGACAGACAGAAUGAGAAACCAGUUUUCUCCAAAGAUGGAGAGACUUUUUUCAUCACAUCACCUCUCAAACAAGGAGGUCACGGAUCAUUUCGACACCUCGCUAUGAUGUCACAACAGUCUAAAGGUCAAUAUGUCAAUAUGCGUCACCUGACCUCAGGCACCUGGGAGGUCACAGAGAUCCUGACUUACGAUAAAAAGUGGAACAAACUAUAUUUUCUCAGCACAGAAUCGAGUCCCAGUCACAGACACCUGUACAGGGUGAGCACAGUGGAUCCUCUUCAGCGUGAGUGUUUGAGUUGUUCUGUGUUUAAACAUCACUGUUCAUUCUAUGAAGCGUUAUUGAGUCCAGACGGAAGGGCCGUGCUGCUGAACUGCAAAGGGCCUGAAAUCCCAGAAUCUACUGUGCACCAUCUGAGGAACAUCACCGAUCAUGUGACUCUAGAUGCUCAUGUGGAGUUCAGAGAAUCUCUCAGACAGAAAAGAAUGCCAGUCAGACAAAUCACAACUUUACAGAUCAACAACCGUGCACUGAGACUGGAGCUCAGCUUCCCUCCACAAUUUGAAGAAAGUAACCAGUACCCUCUACUACUACUGCUUGAUAGCGCUCCUGGUUCCCAGCAAGUGAAUGAGUGUUUUCAUCUAGAUUGGGCCGAUGUGCUGGUUAGCUGUGAUGAUGUCAUCGUGGCACGGGCGGAUGGCAGGGGGAGUGGUUUUCAGGGCGAGCAGAUUCUACAGGAAGUUCACAAGGGUUUGGGACUUGUGGACGUUGAAGAUCAACUUGCCAUUUUAAAGUAUCUGGCAGGGCUGUCUUAUAUCGAUGCACGCAGAGUCGGGGUUUUCGGAAAGGCAUACGGCGGCUUCUUGAGUUCAAUUCUUCUGCUGUCACACACAUCUGAGCUGCGCUGUGGCAUUGCCAUGGCACCAGUGUUUGACUGGCAACUCUAUGGUUCGACAUUUACAGAACGAUUCUUUGGCUUUCCCAUAAAAAAUGAUCUCAAAUACAAGAUCUCCAGUUUCGUGUCGAAUGUCACUCACUCUGAGAGUUUAAAGUUUUUGAUUCUUCAUGGAACAGCAGACGCAAACGUUCAUUUUCAACAUACAGCAGAACUGGUGAAGCUACUGUCCGAGUUUAAUGUGAAAUAUACGUUACAGAUUUUCCCUGAUGAGGGUGAUGUUGUCAUCAGCAGACGCUACAUGCUAAACUCACUCAUCUCCUUCAUCAGAGAGUGCUUCCAUGACAACUUACCUGUUACCAAGGAAACCAGUGAUGACGACUAACAUCUGUGGCCACCCCUCCUCCUCAUUUACAUAUUUAUUCACAAUGUCACCUGAAGAAGAGGCAGAGAGAUAGAUGAGUCACACAGCAUCAGAUCUAGAACAGCUGAUUCAUUCUCACACAUUGAUUGAGCAGCAGCACAACUCAUGAAACGCACAUCUUACCAGGCUGAAACAUUAACAAUUAAAUGUGAUUUCUGAUAACACUUUUUUAAUUGAUCAGAAAGAGACAAAGUAAUAAUACAUUGCAUUAUCUUGAAAAGUCCAAACUAUGACCAUCUUACAUAUGUUUAUUUUAUAAUCCCCUAGAAUUGCUGAACGUCAACUUGCUGUCUGUCUAUAUGUUAUAGAGUAGAAGUCUGUUUCCUUUGUCACUUCAUAACCUGUUGUCACAUGUUGUC